This is a messenger RNA of Fraxinus pennsylvanica, 465 nucleotides long. The record is from the annotation of a GenBank genome assembly. Lineage: Eukaryota; Viridiplantae; Streptophyta; Magnoliopsida; Lamiales; Oleaceae.
AUGGAGGCUGCUGCAACAAAGGUGAAGAAGGGUGCCGGAGGAAGGAAGGGCGGCGGCCCGAAGAAGAAGCCGGUGUCCCGUUCAGUCAAAGCCGGUCUUCAAUUCCCGGUCGGUAGAAUUGGGCGUUACUUGAAAAAGGGUCGCUACGCCCAGCGAGUCGGUACUGGAGCCCCGAUUUACAUGGCAGCUGUUCUUGAAUAUCUUGCUGCUGAGGUUUUGGAGUUGGCUGGAAAUGCAGCUCGAGACAACAAGAAGAACAGAAUUAUCCCGAGGCACGUGUUAUUGGCUAUCAGGAACGACGAGGAGCUUGGAAAAUUGCUGCAAGGAGUAACCAUUGCUUAUGGUGGAGUGCUUCCGAACAUUAAUCCAGUAUUGUUGCCAAAGAAGACUGGUGGAGAUAAGGCUACCAAAGAACCAAAAUCACCCUCAAAGGCUACCAAAUCCCCCAAGAAGGCUGCUGCUUAG